GUUGCAAGUUUUUAUGUCCCACAAUUGGAUUUACAUUUAGUGUGCCCUUCUUCAGCUCCAUUUCAGUUUGGGGUGUCUAGUCUUGGGCAGCAAGAAAAGAAAGAAGAACCGCCUAAAGCUCCAUCUGCAGCCUUUAGCUUCGAUUCAGGUGUCAUUAACCCUCCCCCUGCUGCUGCUGACACCACAGCGACCUCUGAGAGCCAGAGCAGCUUCAGCUUUGGAACCACGGACACCAAGAGCGCCUCAGUGGCUCCUUUCACGUGUCAGACGUCAGAAGCAAAAAAAGGAGAAUCCCCUGCCUCCAAAGGAGGGUUCACUUUUGGCAGCGCGGAGCCUGCCCCCCUGCCACCUGCCUCGUUUGCUCUGGGAAGGACAGAAGAGAAACAGCAAGAGCCUGUCACGUCUACAUCUCUAGUGUUGGGGAAAAAAGCCGACAGUGGAGAGCCAAAGCGUCCACCAGUGUUUUCCUUUGGGAACUCAGAGCAAACCAAAGAUGGGGGUUCUUCCAAGUCAACCUUUAGUUUCAGUUUGGCAAAACCACCUGAGAAGGAAUCUGAACAGCCAACGAAGGCCACUUUUGCUUUUGGAGCUCGAACCAGUACUACGGCUGAUCAAGGUACAGCAAAGCCAGUUUUUAGUUUCUUGAACAACAGUUCCUCUAAUUCAAGUACACCAGCCACUUCAGCUGGUGGUGGCAUAUUUGGUAGUUCCACCUCGUCCUCCAGCGCGCCUGUGGCUACCUCUGUGUUUGGACAGGCCAGCACUCCUGUGAGCAGCUCUGCCUUUGGGAACUCUGCCGAAUCCGGUACAUCUCAGUCUUUGCUGUUUUCUCGAGAGAGCAAACCAGCAACCACGUCGAGCGCGGGCACAGCUGCCGCCCCAUUUCUCUUUGGUGCGGGGGCCAGCAGCAGUGACACUGCCGCCUCUGGUUUCAGCUUUGGAGCUCCCAACACAUCGAGCUCUGCAGGACCCUCCUUUGUAUUUGGCACUGGACCUUCGGCACCAUCUGCCAGUCCAGCGUUCGGUGCGAACCAGACCACAACGUUUGCGCAAAGUCAGGGUGCCAGCCAGCCUAACCCCCCAC
This is a messenger RNA of Physeter macrocephalus (sperm whale), 1084 nucleotides long. RefSeq names its product nuclear pore complex protein Nup153-like. The record is from RefSeq and is a predicted model, not a curated record. Gene Ontology annotation, biological process: RNA export from nucleus; protein import into nucleus. Gene Ontology annotation, cellular component: nuclear pore. Lineage: Eukaryota; Metazoa; Chordata; Mammalia; Artiodactyla; Physeteridae. Gene Ontology annotation, molecular function: structural constituent of nuclear pore.